This is a messenger RNA of Erigeron canadensis, 1903 nucleotides long. Its product is annotated as pentatricopeptide repeat-containing protein At1g71060, mitochondrial. The transcript has a single exon. Lineage: Eukaryota; Viridiplantae; Streptophyta; Magnoliopsida; Asterales; Asteraceae. Gene Ontology annotation, molecular function: protein binding. The record is from RefSeq and is a predicted model, not a curated record. The coding region runs from base 65 to 1582 and encodes 505 amino acids.
GUGUCUAUGUGAGAAACCUGGUUUAUAACCUAAAAUUAGAUGCCACCAUUCUCCCCACUAAAAAAUGGCGAUUUCCCAAAUCAUCAAACAUUCGAUAAAAACACUCGACAACUUCCACUCAUCAAUCUUUGCUAAAACAAGCUCAAUCAAAUCACCUCAAUCUUUGUUUCACCAAACUUUCUGCAACAAAACCAACCCAUAUGACCUGACCCACCAGCCCAUAACUGACCCAGACCAUCUCUGCAGAAUCAUCACAACCCAUAACGACCCAUCACACCUCCAAUCUUUACUAUCCACAACCCAAAUUGACCUUUCCCAUUUUCUUGUCAUACAAGUCUUGAAAAAACUAACCAAUGCUGGUGUGUUUGCACUUUCUUUCUUCAAAUGGGCCGAAAAACAGCCGGGGUUUAAGCAUAAUUCGGAUACUUACAACGAGUUAAUAGACGCAUUAGGAAAGAUAAAACAGUUCAAGAUUAUAUGGGCAUUGGUUAAUGAAAUGAAAGUUAAGAACUUUUUGGACAAAACUACAUUUGGGAUCAUAUGUAGGAGGUAUGCAAGAGCGAAAAAGGUUAAAGAGGCGGUCGAGACGUUUGAAAAGAUGGAAAAGUUUGGGUUGAAGGUGGAAUUAAGUGAUUAUAAUCGGUUUCUUGAUACGUUAUGUAAGGCGAGGCAAGUUGAGUGUGGUCAAUAUGUGUUUGAUAAAAUGAAAAAAGGGAGGUUUAAACCGGAUAUUAAGACGUAUGCUAUAUUGUUGGAGGGGUGGUGUCAAGAAAUGAACUUGUUGAAGUUGGAUGAAUGUUAUAGAGAAAUGAAAGGGGAUGGGUUUGAACCAGAUGUUGUUGUUUAUGGAAUUGUCGUAAAUGCUUAUUGUAAAGCGAAAAAGUAUGAUCAAGCGGUUAGUAAGUUUGAUGAGAUGAGAUUUAAGAAGUUAGAGCCUAGCCCGCAUAUUUAUUGUAGUUUGAUUAACGGGUUAGGGUCUGUUAAGAGAUUGAGUGAAGCUUUGAUGUUUUUUGAGUUGUCAAAGUCUAGUGGGCAUGAUCCUGAGGCUCCAACUUAUAAUGCGGUUGUGGGGUCUUAUUGUUGGGCGAUGCAAUAUGAUGACGCGUUUAGGGUGAUUGAAGAGAUGAAGAGAUGUGGGGUUGGGCCAAAUUCGCGAACUUUUGAUAUAGUUCUUCAUCAUUUGGUGAAAGGGGGAAGAAUCGAAGAAGCUUAUGGUGUUUUUAGACGGAUGAGAGAUGAGUUUGGGUGUGACCCGAGCGUGAGUACUUAUGAGAUAAUGGUGAGAAUGUUUUGUAUUGAGGGUAGAAUGGAUAUGGCGGUAAACAUUUGGGAAGAGAUGAAAGGUGAAGGAGUUCUACCAGGAAUGCAUAUGUUUGCUACUUUGAUUAACGGUUUGUGUCGCGAAAAGAAGUUGCAGGAUGCUUGUAAGUAUUUUGAAGAGAUGUUGGAUAGGGGGAUAAGGCCUCCCACACAUAUGUUUAACAAGCUGAAACAAACUCUUGUUGAUGAUGGGAAGGAAGACAUUGUGAUCACAUUGACUCAUAGGCUUGAGAAACUGAAAACACUUCUAGUGGUUAGUUGAGAAAAGGAUCGAAGGGUGUCAUUCAUGGAGUUAUUUUUGUUGGAAAAAACACAUAAAUGCUAUAAAUUUGUAUCAUUGACAGACUUCUGAUAAACUUAACAGACUAUAUCCAAGAAACUGAAAGUCACCCUUCUUUUCUAGGCGCCGUCUGUAGUUAAAAGUUCCCUUCAGUGUAGUUGUUCGACGACAACCAUCUCUUUAGGUGCAUGUCUCAGCAACACAAAAACGAGAGCUUCACUAUUUUCAGUUUUUCUAACCCGGUGUACUACUAUUCACCUUAUCUGCAAAAUAUUUGACCUGUUAUACAUCACAUUUAUUUUA